AUGUCAAAACGUUCAUCACCGGGGAGUGAUGACGACUCUCCUGGUGCAGAUGAACCACUUUAUAAUAAACGAAGACUUGUUGAAUUUGAACCCAUUCGCAUCUGUUCAGUCAGCGGGACGAGUGAUAUCGAUGCAAAAGUUUUGGCGGUUCAGCAUUGCAAGUUAUCUGAACGUUUUCAUCUCAAGGAACGUCAGACGACACAAUUACAGCAUCGCGUCGAACAGUUAGAAAGUAGACAAGCUCAGGAUGAUGCGAUGAUGUGCACUAUUAACCGUUUCUGGAAUCUAUUCGAUGAAAAUGUUAGGACGUUGCUGCAAAGGUUCGAUGCCGAAACAGCGGUGGAAGGUGAGAUCAAAAUGGAAUGUGAAGAAACUAAAAGUUUCCUUGCAAAACUAGCUCAUUGGGACGAUGGAGAGACUGAAGAAAAAUUGAAGCAACGGGUAGAAUUCAGUCGUCGAGCAAUAUCGAAACUGAUUCAAGUGUUUGAUCAUAUUACACAAAGAAAUGGAAAAAUUGCAGAAAUGAUAGCAUCUUGUUCAACAACAGAUGAGAGUCCAAAUGACGGUGCUUCUACAUCCGAUGGAAGACCAACUGUAAAUGCCAUGUUGGUAAAAAGGAAUACCGAGUUAAAUGAAGAAAACAUAAAACUGCAAAAAAUGAUUACGAAAUUGCAGUCAGAAAACCACAGUCUUUCAUCCAAAGUGUCAGCUCAAGAAGAUAAAUUGACGAUAAUAGACACUCGUAAACAAGAAAUGGAUAACAGUUUGGAAGAGAUGAAGUAUGAGUUGGAAAAAGCAAUGCGUCGCGAGUACAAACUUGAUUUUCGUCUUGCGGAGUAUGUGAAGAAAACACACGAUCUGGAAAUGAAUUUGAUGAAAGCAUCAGCAGCGAAUGGUCCAAAUAAUACAAAUAAUACGAAACCAGAUUCAUCCCCAACAGCCAGUGUGAAUAAAUCAAAACUGGAAGAACUGGAGCAAAAUCUGGAAAUUCAAACCGAAUUGGCUGCUUCUCGCUUACAGGAAUUGCAAGAAAUGUUGGAUAAGAAUAAGAAUCUGACGAAGCAAGUUGAAAAUUUAAAAAUGAAUUUAAAGAACAUUCCCACAGAAGUCAUUAGGACGUCUAUUGAAUAUACUACUCUACAGUCGCAGUUCUCUUCACUUUUUACAGAAGCAAAUCAGAUGAGGCAACAAAUUGAAACGGCGAAGUCGCAGUUGGCUGCCUUACGUAGCGCUCAUUUUAAGCAGAUCGAAGUUAUGGAGAGUGAGGAGUGUCAGGCUCGCGAACAAAUGCAAGAUACAAUGAAUAGGCAUGAAGAAGAAUUGUAUCAAGUUCGAAGGGAGUAUGAAAUGUUACGCUUGGAGUUCGAACAGAAUCUUUCUGCUAAUGAGCAAUCAGGCCCACUGAAUAAAGAAAUUCGUCUGAUGCUUGCAUCAGCAAAAGCUGAAAAUCAGCAAUUGAAACAAGAAGCAAGUCGUUUCAAGAGGAAGUGGAGGGAAGCUGUUUCUUCAUUAGCCAAAUGCAAUAAAGAGUUAGAAAGCGAGAGACGUUAUCGUGAAAGAUGUUUGCUGAUUGAAAUAGAAGAUGAUAACGAUGCUUUGGCAUCACCGGAUCAGGAUAGAAAUACUACGGAGCCUUCAGAGUCAAUAUUGCAUGAUGGUGGAAGCUGUGAAUACAGCAAUGAAAUUGAUGGUGAUAACGAUGUUGGAACACAUCCGAAUAGAGUUGUACAGAAGCUAAAGAAAAAAGUUGCGGAUUUGCAGUUGAAAAUAGAUGCUCUAAAUGCACUAACAGCUGAACAAAGGGAACGAGUUGAGCUGUUGGCGCGAGAAAGAAGGCUGAAACUUGAAAAUGAUAAGCUGCAGCUUCAUAUUAAAAAACUUGUUGGCGCCGAUCAUAGAGAGAAAAUGAAAUAUUAUUCGGACGAAGCGCAAAGAAAAAUCAGAAGUCUAGAAGAAACAGCAGAUCGCCUUCGUAAGGAAGCUCAUUCCGCGAGGCAAGAAGAAGAAGGUCUCAUGAACGAUGUUGAAACUACGGGUCAGGCAUUUGAAGAAAUGCAGGAACAGAAUACUAGAUUACUACAGCAACUUAGGGAAAAGGAUGAUGCGAACUUAAAACUGAUGGCUGAACGAAUACGUGCCAAUCAAUAUCAAAAAAAGAUGAGUGAAGAAAGAGAGCGCACAGAAGAACGUAUUACUAGUUUGCAGAAUCAAAUCGAAGCUCAGCAACUCAUGAUAUCAAAAUUGGAGGAGACGGAAAAGCUUCUGAGGCAGAAAAACUCUCAUUUAGAGCACCAAUUGAGAUUGAUCGAGCAAGCUAAUGAUAUGCAUAAAAGGAAAGCAAUCGAAUGUUCACAGACAUCGGCUGAUUACAAGGCUCAGUUGGAGAAGUGCAACAGCCAGCUUAAUGAUGCACAGCAGGCCGUGACAACAAAAACUUCACAACAAGAGGUAGAUUCGUUCAAAAUAAAGCGUUUGGAAGAAGAGAAAAGUAUCCUGAGAAAGAAAUUAGAACGGACAAAGAAGAUGGAAAAAAUGGAGAAUUGGGAUGAAGUGCUGAAUGAAGAAAUUAGGGAACUCAAGGAUAUUUUGACUUGCCCAUCGUGUAAAGUGCGGAGAAAAGAUGCCGUACUAACGAAAUGCUUCCAUGUGUUUUGUAUGGAAUGUAUGAAGACACGUUAUGAGACAAGAAGACGUAAAUGUCCGAAAUGUAAUGCUGCAUUUGGUGCGAACGAUUAUCGUCGGAUGUAUUUCACAUAG
Molecule: messenger RNA, 2757 nt
Organism: Cercopithifilaria johnstoni
Lineage: Eukaryota; Metazoa; Nematoda; Chromadorea; Rhabditida; Onchocercidae
Source: the annotation of a GenBank genome assembly